Messenger RNA from Pisolithus orientalis, 1173 nucleotides. RefSeq names its product mitochondrial carrier domain-containing protein. The transcript is spliced from 6 exons. Gene Ontology annotation, biological process: transmembrane transport. The record is from RefSeq and is a predicted model, not a curated record. Bases 144 to 1142 code for a protein of 332 amino acids. NCBI's taxonomy places the organism in Eukaryota, Fungi, Basidiomycota, Agaricomycetes, Boletales, Pisolithaceae.
CCGCAACUCUCUCUUCACGCGGCUCGGUCCAUCCUCCAAUACAUCGAAAACAUCGUCUUCGACGAACCUCGUCGUAUUUUCGAUGUUUUUCUGACUUCCAGGCUUCAGCAAUCCCGAAGAAUUUGGUGGCCCAUUGACGUGCGAUGGGCGCCACGGAGAAACGAGCGAGAUGGUGGAACCCUGAUAUAUUAUCAUAUUUUGUUGCAGGAGGUAUUGCGGGUGCUGCGUCUCGGACUGUCGUGAGUCCACUCGAGAGGUUGAAAAUUAUCCAGCAAGUACAGCCCAUAACACGGGACGGGCAGUACAGGGGAGUGUGGCGUAGUCUUGUACGUAUGUGGAAAGAAGAAGGUUUCAAGGGCUACAUGAGAGGGAAUGGAAUCAAUUGCUUGCGCAUAGUGCCGUACAGCGCUGUCCAAUUCACAACCUAUGAACAGUUAAAAAAAUUCUUCACUUGUUACGGUGCAAAGGAGCUGGAUACCCCCAAGCGACUGGCAAGCGGCGCUCUGGCAGGUGUAACAUCAGUUUGCUCCACGUACCCUCUGGACCUUGUUCGUGCACGAUUGUCUAUAGCAACAGCUAGCAUACCCGUGCAGAGCAUGUCACUUUCCAAGCUUGACACCAGCACCUACGGCAUGGAGAGACGGUCACACGCAGUCUCUACGUCACGGGCCAUUUACAAGGAAGCAGAUUUGUCGAUGGUUGGCAUGACCAUUAAAAUCAUACGUGAGGAGGGAGGCGUGCAUGCCUUGUACCGUGGCUUAGUACCCACGGCACUGGGUGUUGCCCCGUACGUUGGGAUUAAUUUUGCUGCGUAUGAAGCAUUUCGCGGGAUAAUCACACCGCCAGGGAAAGACACUAUUGGAAGGAAGUUGUUAUGCGGAGCUUUAGCUGGAUCGAUAUCGCAGACCCUCACAUACCCAUUCGACGUGUUGAGGAGGAGGAUGCAAGUUGUUGGAAUGUCAUCUGGAGGUCUAGGGUAUAAGUACAAGGGAGCUUUGGAUGCGUUGAUGACCAUCGCUCGCACCGAAGGCCUGCGUGGGCUGUACCGGGGUCUCUGGCCUAACCUUCUGAAAGUUGCGCCUAGCGUAGCUACGUCGUUUUUUACUUAUGAGUUUGUGAAAGAGUACCUCAUUGCUUGCUGAGGAAGGCAUGAAUCAGAGUAGCCUGAGAAUG